Messenger RNA from Dermacentor silvarum, 1968 nucleotides. Its product is annotated as solute carrier family 22 member 7. The record is from RefSeq and is a predicted model, not a curated record. Gene Ontology annotation, biological process: transmembrane transport. Gene Ontology annotation, cellular component: membrane. Gene Ontology annotation, molecular function: transmembrane transporter activity. Lineage: Eukaryota; Metazoa; Arthropoda; Arachnida; Ixodida; Ixodidae. The transcript is spliced from 2 exons. Bases 1 to 1911 code for a protein of 636 amino acids.
AUGUCAUCAGGGGUGAAAACCGGCUCAUAUCAGGCAGCAUCGCCGUCACGGAGCAUCCUGGAUGGCUUCGCGUCUUCCUCCGACACGCGGCCCAUCAUCCAGGAGAACGUCUACGUCAUCCUGGGCCACGGCAGGUUCCAGAGGGUGGUGCUGUUCUGCGCUGUGCUUUGCCUGACGGUGCUUCUGCUGCACGCGUUCGCCUACCGACUCAUCGGUCGCCCCGUACAGCACUGGUGCCGCCCGCCCAAGGAACUUCUGCACAUGCCCGUCCAGGAGUGGAAGAACGUGGCAAUACCCGUCUUGCCCGAUGGCAGGUUCAGCGAGUGCACCGUCUACGACCCACCGGUGCCGGCUGAAGACGCAAGCGAGCGCAAAGUAGUGUCUUGCACCAAGUGGGAAUACGCCGGCGACCGACAGGAAGACAGCAUCGUCAGCGCCUGGGACCUGGUGUGCGGCCGCCAAUGGCUGUACGCGCUCUCUUCUUCCGCGUACAUGAUGGGAGCCAUGGUAUUCGUGCCACUGGCCGGCAUCGCGUCCGACCACCAUGGGCGCAGGCCCACCAUCCUCGCCUGCUCCUUCACGAUGCUGUUCGCCAGUCUGGCCGCCGGCUCGUCGCAGGUAUUCCCCAUGUUCCUGGCGACACGCUCUCUCGUUGCCGCCACGUCAAGUGCGACCACCCUGCUGGUCAUCAUCGUGCUGUACGAGGUGACGGACAACGAACACCGCGCCCUGUACAACUUACUGGCUACGAGCGUCGGUAUGGUGGUGGCGACGCCGUUGAUGUCCAUCGUGUCGAUGGCCAAUCCGCGUUGGUGGCUAUCGCACGCGUUCCUCGUGACGGUCACGGCGAUGGCGGCUGCCUGGUGCCACAUGAUCGAAGAGUCUCCGGUCUGGCUCAUCGACACGCAUAGAGGUCGGCUAGCCGAGCGCGUCAUACUGUGCGGGGCCGCGCAGAACGGCAUCGACCCUGCCAAGACCAGGGCCACGUUCAAGGCGCUCAGGCAGCAGCUGCAGAAGCGAGAGACGGCGUCCCCCACGCCAACCACCGGCUCCGCCACCGUAGUCACGCGUAGAUGGCGCGCAACAUCCGUGCUCGUUUCCUGGUUCGGUGUGUGUUUUGCUUUCUACGGAACGGGCCUCCGCGAGACGGCGCUCGAUGGCCAGUGGGCCGUGUCGGCAUUCACGCUGCAGGUGAUGCUCCUCGUCGCCGUCUACAACGGCAUCACCAAGUGGGGCCACCGUGUCACGUUGUCCAUGGUACUGGCGCUGCUCUGCGUUUCCAGCACUUUUCGCACUGCAGUACGUCACUGGAACAUGGCCUUCCCCUGGACCGUACUUGCGAGGCUCGUGGUAGACAGCAGCGCUGCAGUCGCCAUGACCGUCAACUACGGCUAUACGACGGAAGUGUUUCCCACCUCGAUACGAAGCAUGGGACUCUGCACGUCGUACUCGAUCGGGCGCGCUGGCGCGCUGCUGGCCACGUUUCUGCACUCGGUGAUUUCUGACGAAUCACUCGUGUUCGACGCCGUCAUGGCGCUGCUCACCUUCGCUAGCGGGAUGGCCAUCCAGUGGCUGCCCGAAAUAUUUGUGCACAAGAAGCAGGUGCCGACCCAGGAGGUGGCUGCUAUGACAGAAGAGAAGCGAAAGCAGGCGCUGAAGGCAUCCUUGGGUCAGGGCACGGAGGCCGUCGCCCGGAAGGCCAAAUAUCGCAAGUCGCGUAGCAGGGCAAAACAGGGCGGGAUCUCACCAAAUGUCCAAACUCCGUCCGGGACGGUGUCCCCGACGGCAACUGGUAGCCCCAGUGCCCAAUCUCUUUCUUCACCCAAAGUUGUAAAACCCUCGAAGCUCAACAAGGCUGGCACAAGCAGCGGAGCCGGUUCGCCACCGUCUUGUGGUCCUAUUUCCCGCUGACCACAUUUUUUUUAUCACGCCAGAUACGUCUGUGCACUGCAAAAAGCACUUUAACAC